CACACCACUAAACUCCAACCAGAGAAGAAGAGAGUGCGGAAGUAAAGUGCGCUAAAAACAGCUAGCUACUUUAAACUGUAUAAAUCUCGUCAUUUGUUAGUUUUUUUUUUAAAUAUAAAAAUGUGUACAGAUUGUGUGCAGAAGGAAUAUCCUGACAGGGGAAACACCUGCCUGGAUAACGGCUCGUAUCUGAUGAACUUCCUGGGAUGCGCCAACUGUCAGCAGCGAGACUUCGUGCUCAUCAGCAACAAGACGCUGGUGGAUGAAGACGAGGAGGAGAUAGUCACUUACCUACAUAAGUGCAAGAAUUGUGACCAUGUCAUAGCCAGACACGAGUACACCUUCUCUGUGGUGGAUGACUAUCAGGAAUACACAAUGUUGUGUAUGCUGUGUGGGAAGGCGGAAGAUUCCAUCAGUGUGAUGCCAGAUGAUCCCAGACAAGCCGCCCCACUCUUCUAAACAGAAAAGACACAGAACAGUCUUAAAUUGGUCUUAAAUAAGAAGCUCCACUCGCGCAGAGUUUCAUCCAUGCUGAGCUCCGGAGGCCAUUUUAAAAUGACUGACAGAUUAUAAUCCAGUUGUGUGUAUUUGUUCAUGUCCUUGAGAACCUUCCAGAAAUGAUCUGCAGCUUGAACGUCGGCUCUGUAUUCGGGCAUUCUCUCCCUGAGGAACUUACCGUAGGCUUUAAUGGUAUUAAUAAGAUCUGACAAGAGUGAAGAAUGAAUAGUGUAAAUAAAACAAUCCUGUAUGUUUUACAUUAAAGCCUCCUGCUCAUCCGCUGCUGCAGCAUUUCUGCUUGUUCAGUGUAUACUGUAAACUUUUAUUAAAACUCUUUUGUAUGCUUUGUCUAAAUAAAAUAAAUGAUGCUCCA
Messenger RNA from Pangasianodon hypophthalmus (striped catfish), 871 nucleotides. RefSeq names its product churchill domain containing 1 (gene churc1). The transcript has 4 exons. Gene Ontology annotation, biological process: positive regulation of DNA-templated transcription; multicellular organism development; fibroblast growth factor receptor signaling pathway. The record is from RefSeq and is a predicted model, not a curated record. The coding region runs from base 121 to 459 and encodes 112 amino acids. NCBI's taxonomy places the organism in Eukaryota, Metazoa, Chordata, Actinopteri, Siluriformes, Pangasiidae. Gene Ontology annotation, molecular function: zinc ion binding.